AUGGCAAACACAAAUGGAUUAUUUAGUUGUUCCGGCUUCCUGCUCUUCCUCUACGUUCAAUUCGUGCGCGCCCAAAAGGAUAACCUAAUCGUGGAAUUGGAAUCAUUUGAAAUCGACAGGAAAUUCGACUCAACAUUUGUCGACUGGAACUCGCUGAGAAUGGCCAGAAUUGGACGCAAUCAAUUUGUCAUCAAUGGCACCGCCAUUAGCAAUCGGGAUUUGAAUAAUCGUCAUUCGUUAAAUUUACAAGUCUAUACCUAUGAUGACAAAAAUAAGUUACGUGGCCUGUUGGUAUUCAAUGUGGAACAGAAAAUUUGCGAAUUUAUGGAGCAGGAUGAAGGUGUGUACCCAAAACUGAGAGAAGUUUCGAAUUUGCCGGAACCAGGAACGUGCCCGCUGGCCAAGGGCGAAUAUCACAUCAAGAACUUCGAAAUAACCGAUGACUAUCUACCCUCCGAUGCCAUUGAUGGUUAUUACAAUAUUGUGGCAAAACUGAAGAAUGGCUCUAACACCGUGGCUGCUUUGGAAAUUCUCGUUAAAAUCAGUCAUCAAUAAUUAAAUGUACGCCCCCGCCCAAACAGCUUCUUUAAAGAUACUACAAUAAAUGAGUUAUCAUUCCCGUU
Messenger RNA from Musca domestica (house fly), 623 nucleotides. RefSeq lists its product as uncharacterized. NCBI's taxonomy places the organism in Eukaryota, Metazoa, Arthropoda, Insecta, Diptera, Muscidae. The transcript is spliced from 3 exons. The coding region runs from base 1 to 555 and encodes 184 amino acids. The record is from RefSeq and is a predicted model, not a curated record.